CAACGCUGGGGAAAGCAAAGGACGAGGAGCACCAUAGAGAUGAGGAGAGCGGAAAGGUGCGCGGUGUGGUGGAAACAAGCUCGGCUGCUCUAGGAAUCCCCGAAGGAGAACUCGACGUCCGUAGCGAAAUCCGGGUCACCGAACUGCAUGGUCUCUUCCUCUCGGUCGGCGCGGGAAACGGGGCGGCGGGGUCUCGCGGAGUAGCCCCUCCCUCAGGAAAAGAGAGGAACAUAGGAAGAUGUCAUAUACAGAGUCAGACGAUUGGCCCAUCUUGCUCAGUAUUGACUGCAUGCUGACUGGCAGUGACUCUGCAGGAUUUCAGGCAGGGGGUCUCCCCCAACUCUAUCUGGAGAUGCCGGGGAUUGAAUUUGGGGCCUUCUGCUUGCAAGUGCAGGUGCUCUGCCACUGAGCUGUGGCCCUUCCAGGGUUGUAUGGAUGAUCCUUCUUCCUAACACCACUUUUUAUCCCUGCAACAUGCAUGCAAGUUAGGAUUGGCUUGAAUGCUAGUUCCUACGGUUCUGCUUGUGGCCUUCCCCUGAGGCAUCUUUGUGGGAACAUAAUGCUGGAUUUGUUCUGAUUCAGCAAGAGGUUUUUCCUUAAUGUUCCAAUGAGAGAAUGUCUAAUCCAAAGUCACCCAGUGAGCUUCUUCACAGCUGAGUGAUGUUUUGAACCUGGAUCCAGCCAACUGUAGUCUUAACACCACUGUAUCAUACUGACAUUUCUAUGACUGAUUCCUCUAUGGGGUGGGUGAGUAAGGGGCUUAGCCAUGCUACAUGUGGCUUUAAAAAAACAACAAUUGAUGAAUAACCACAAACCUCUAAUUGAAACUAAUUUACAGUUAGUUUCAAAGCCCUGCUCCUGCAUUUUUCAUGCCCCUAAAGUAAUGAUGAGUGAAAACGAAUGAAAAACACAGAAAUCAGCACCUGCCAUCAUAUACAGUGUACAGUAUCAGCUUUCCCAAGCCUGGUGACUUCCAGAGGUCUUGGGCUGAAAUGCACAUCAUUCCUGAUCAUGCUGGUUGGGAAUGAUGGGAGUCCAACAGCAUCUGGAGGGCGCCAGGGCUGCUGUACUAAUAGUGAACAUAAAUAUCUGUUAUGUUGGUCCUUACAUAGAUGGAAGAGCACUGCCCAUGCCCUGGAAAGUAGCAGCAGCAUUUCAAGGAUCCCAAAGUUUGCAAAAGUAAACAUACACACACUGGAGUGACCCCAAAACAGCCCUCUGAACACUGAGUAUGCCCAAGUAAUUGGAGGAGGGUAGGAAUGGAAUAGGGCAUACCAGAAAAAUGCAGGAUAAGCAGCCAACCAGUCAUGAAAAAGAGCAUUUCUUGCCCCAACAUUUAGUUGCACUUCCCACUUGUUGCCUGUAUUUGAAGUUUGAGUGAACAGCUGUUCAAGAUGCAGAGUCCAGUGGAGUGCCAUUGAGAAAUCCAUGCCAUUGAUCCUUUCCCGUGAACAUGGUUUUCAGAUGUUUUGCUUGCUCCUUCACACAUUAAAGAAUGAGAAAAAAAAUCCCUUAGGUAACCUUGUUGAGGUGUCUUCCUUGUAUACCCCUAGUAUUCCAGAGUUGGCAUAUUGCAAAUCCCAAAUUAUUCUGCAUUCAGUGAUUCAUAAUCAUUUGCAAAGAGGCAUGUUAAUUUGAACAAAUCUGGCGUGUUUUGUUUAGUUACCUAAAUAAUAUCUCUUAAGACAAACGUGCUUUUAACAGUUACGGUAUGUAAUUACACCAAGAAUAGAAAAUUGCACAUCUAUACAAGUCAGUAUCUAGAUUUUUGUUACCAGACUGUAGAGAAUCACAGUGCCCUACAUACAAACACACUCACGCUCCUUUCAUUCACAGGAGGCACCAAAAUAGACACAGAAUCACAGUUACCUCAUAACAAAGUCUUGUGUGCGUGAAUUCUGCUUACACGCCCAGUUCAGGUUUGGGAGUGCCUUAGCAAAUAUUCUACAAGUAGGUUGAACAAUGGUGUGGUCAUCUGAGGAACUUCUUUCACUACCCAUUUCCUUCCAGCAAAUGAAUCUGGGGUUGGGGGGGGAAGAGAAUAAGUGUGCAUAUCUAUGUGUGUGUUCAUUAGUCCUGUGGAAGAGCUCUCAAAUAGACUUGUCACUGAAAUUUGCCUAAAGCAAAAUCAAAGUGAAUCUGGAGGUUCUUGUUCAGGAGAGUUAGAGGAAUUUUGAAACGAUUAAUUACAUUUUUCAGGUGGGAUUCCAUUUUUUCUUUCUUUUUAAUAACAUUUGAGCAGCAGUCCCACCAGGAGCAAGAUUGCCUUUGCUUAUUUCCUUCAAUGACCUUAUUCAAAGGUUAUUUCUCAGCUAAUAUGGAGAAAAACAAGGUGGUGAAUACUAUAGGUUUUGAAGGCAGGGUUAAAACCAUUGGCACAGGAGUGGAAACAAUUACCAAGAUGUGCCCUAAAAAAAUCUUGAUGGUACUCAAAGAGUCAAUUUUCAUAUCGUAUGUGUGUAUGUUACACACACAUGUCAUGUAUUCCUUGGAAGGAAUAUCUCAGACCUCUUAAAUGUGGUAACAUAUGCGAGAAAGGAAAUAUCAGUUUGAAAUCACAUAUUCAAAGCAUGCACAGUGCACAGACUUGAUCCAAGCAAAAUUGCUAUAAGGAAAUUAAUGCUACAUUAGCAGGCACAUUUUAAUUUCCUUUCAAAGCCCAUGGUACCUCCCUUAAAUUAUUUCCUUAAGAUAAAGAUUUGAGUGAGCUAAAAAGUGCACCGUAUAAGCCCUCUUCUAAGCCUUGCUAUCCUUAUUAAAAAGUGAGGUGGGGUGGGGGGAGAAGCACAUCAUUCUUAUCAUUUUGUCAUUGAUGGAAAUUGACUCAUUUUGUGCAGAUCUAAGCAUACAUUUAUAUUUUUUUAAAUGGUAGUUAAGCAAUUUAUAUUAUUUGUUGCUGUAAUCAGUUACUUUCCAAGAUGAUUUUCAUUUGGAUUGCUUAGGAAUAUAGGAUUGUUUGUUUAUACAGGAAACGGAAUAUUAGUGUUAGGUUUUCAGAGGCAGUAAAUUUCAUAAGAGUUGCAGGUCUGCUGAUACAGACAUGGAAUUCACUGUCAGCAGGAGCUCUCCCAUUAACUUAAAUGGUGAAGAAAGGGAUGGGGGAUUAUAUAGCAUUCUCUAUCACUGAAGUCUCAAUGUGCACAUAACUCAGUGUGCACACUGAGGCCCCCAGAUUGGGGCAAAUAUGUUUAAUUAAUGCUCAUUCCUUCUGCAUUUACCAUUUAGCUUUGUGCAGACAAAUUCCUAUGUGGGGGUUAAUCAGACUUCAGAAUUUAGCGAAAUUACAAGUAGAAGGAACCAGGAACAUCAGGUUACUGUCUUCUACAACAGUGCAAUUUUACCAUUGAUGCUAACUAGAAUACAGCACAGAAUGCUAUUUUUUAAUAUAUAAAAAAUCCUUUGUUCUUGAGCUUGGUGAGAUCUGUGGUUUUUCACAGCAGAAGACUCAGAUUUAAAUUUUGGUGCAGUAGGUUCUGAACUUCUUUGGAAGUUUAUUGAGACAUUUAUCAGUGAUAAUUCAGGGCUUCCUGAGACUAGAAAUGCAGUAGAUAUCUAAAGCUACUUCAGCAUCCUGUUAAUGCAUGUUCAGAAGUCUUCAUAUCGAAUACCAUAAUAAUUCAUUCAAGAACUUAUGUAUAUAACAUGGUGGAAGUCCUUUCAAAUAUCCCUGUUCUAAGUUAUGAUCACUUCACUUCUGUUGUAAAUUAAGAAAAGCACUUUGUACCCCGUAUUUUAAAAAAAUAGUUUACCGUGUGGAUCGAUUUAAAUACUGUAAUGCGGGUUUUAAAAUUCAUAUAUUUUCUGCUGCAAGUUACAGCGUAUUGGAUUGCAACUAAAUAAAGCUUGUGUACUAACCUUGCAACAUAAUAUAAAAUAAUUGGUAAUGCAGACCCACGUGCCAUUUGCACCACACAAUUAUAUCUGCCUUGGGCUGUGAAUUUAAUGUACAUAUGUAAGCACACUGAGCAAAAUCAUGUACUUGGAGACAAGGCCACAAUCCAUUGUAGAGUUGGCUCAGCAGAGCUUGUAGCUCAGCAUCUAGAACUUUCAGAGGCCAGGCUUCCAGUUAGUGGGCAAAACAGUGUUUUUCUAUGAGAUAAAAAGUAAAUGUCCUUGCUAUUUGGUUGAUAGUCAUAAAUAUUUAUGAUUGUAGGAAAGUAUGAACACAGUGCAUGAUUUAUUGUACGUACAGUAUCAUGUUCUUAAUGCUCAACUAUUGAAGUCAAAACAUUUUCCCUAUUUUUUUCUUUUAUGUAAAAAACAAACAGGAUUUAGUGGAGUAUGUUUGAAAACAGGUCUGACCUGAGAUUUGAAAAAGAAUCUAGUUAUGAAUGUUUGUAUUCAACACAAUUUAAUAAAUAUUAUGUAAUGUAACUAUUUUUUUUAUCCACCCCAAUAAUCUCUUAUUGAUUACAAACUAAGCAGGAAGCGGAAAACUGCUCCAUCUUACUGCCAAGACAGUGAAAUGGAAAUUAUGAGAAUACUGAGAAAAAUGUGAAAUAAAUUAAACAUAGCACUUCAUUGGCAUGUUUAGGAAUUUAAAAAACAAAACAACCAACCGUUGUCAGUAUUAUACUGUCAUAACACACUAAUUACAUUUGGCAAUAAGAAGAAAGCAGUUAUCUGAAAAGUGAAUUCCAACCACCCUUAAGAGACUCAUUCCAAAACACAAGAUGAAAAUUUGGUCUCACAGAUACGUUAUUAAACCUCCUUAAAGCAAAACAAAUACAAUCAUUUGAUACAGCUGAGCCAAAAGCAGUGCCAUUUAGUCUGGACUAUGUGAUUUUAAAUGCCCACGUAGAACCUAGUUUCAGUGGUGGAUGCUUUAAACCAGGCAUCCCCAAACUGUGGCCCUCCAGAUGUUUUGGCCUACAACUCCCAUGAUCCCUAGCUAACAGGACCAGUGGUCAGGGAUUAUGGGAAUUGUAGUCCAAAACAUCUGGAGGGCCGAAGUUUGGGGAUGCCUGCUUUAAACAAUGGUCAGGUCAGCCUUGCCUUUGUUCUGAAAUGAGAACUACAGCAGAUCAGUGCUGUGAAGAUCUAUGGGAAUAAGAAGUGCAACUUUCUUUAGCUUUAGCCCAGGUGCCCGGUGUGUUCUUUCCUCCUUCUGUGUCUGCUGCUCUGUGUCCUGCCACUACUGACUCCACCUUCUUGUUAGCAGCCGUCCGGCAAAUGGAGAGCUGCACUUACAGGAGGGCUGAAUGUGUCUUAAAAGUACAUGGAAAGCAGUGGUUUAGUCUGUGUGUUUGUGUAUCAUGGUACAAAGACUAAAACUCUGGGAGAAAAAUGUACUUAAAAUGGACUUUAAAAGAAAACCAACAGGAGGUUUCAGUGACCCAAGAAUGUCAAAUGGUUACUUGUAUCACCCCCCCCCCAUAAAUUACAAUGAUAUAUACAGUGGAACCUCAGUUUAUGAUUGUCUCGAAAGCUGGAACAUUUCGGCUUUCAAACCCCAAAAACCCAGAAGUAACUGCUCCGGUUUUCAAACAAUUUUCGGAAGCCGAACGUGCCAUGUGGCUUCCAUUUUGAGUUUACAUAUGUUAUUGAGACUUCUGUAUUGAGUUUUCAAACAUUUUGGAAGUCAAACGAUCUUCUGGAAUGGAUUACAUUCAGAAUUCGAGGUUCCACUAUAUGUAUAUGUGUGUGUGUGUGUGUACAGGAAAGGGUUUUCCAUUUCUGUUUAGAUCAACUAUAUGUGCAUCUUUCUAUUAGUAAUGUAAUACCCUUAUUAGGACUGAGCCACCUUUGAAGUUUCCCAGAAUGGUGCACCCAGCUAGAUGUUAAAAGAGAAGACUGGGUUGAAGAGAUGAAGAUUAUUGGUAAAGGGCAAAACAGACACCCAACUGUCUUAGUUAUCUAUUUCAAAAAAAUUAUUUGCCUUAAGUGAGUUUGUGCCCAGUAGAGAGGACCUGAGUUAAUAUACCAAAGCUACUAGUUCCUCUUGGGGCAACAGGAUGGAGUGGGGUAAGGCGGGAAAGGACAUUUAGCCAGAAUAAAAGUUAUGUAAAAUUCAAGAGACUACUUGAGUUGUUGGUCUUACAGGUAUCAAUGCAGCUGCCAUUCUUCAGUGUUUCCAAUUGAUCAGAAGGUCAGCGGUUCGAAUCCCUGUGACGGGGUGAGCUCCCGUUGCUCGGUCCCAGCUCCUGCCAACCUAGCAGUUCGAAAGCACGUCAAAAUGCAAGUAGAUAAAUAGGAACCGCUACAGCGGGAAGGUAAACGGCGUUUCCAUGUGCUGCUCUGGUUUGCCAGAAGCGGCUUUGUCAUGCUGGCCACAUGACCUGGAAGCUAUACGCCGGCUCCCUCGGCCAAUAAUGCGAGAUGAGCGCGCAACCCCAGAGUCGGUCACGACUGGACCUAAUGGUCAGGGGUCCCUUUACCUUUAAUCUUGAAUUACACACUCCCUAGUUGGGCAAAAUCAUAGUAACAGUAGUAGCAGCGAUAAUAGCUGCUCUUCAGCUGUAAGUAAAAUGAAAUGUGUUACACAUCCAGUAUUUUUGCCAAACUACCAUUUCCGGCUUAAGCAUUAUUGUGGACAUAGCCAUCAAUGAUGUCUAGCAUAGUAAGAUGCAUCUUGCAUGGUACAGAAAGUUUAUUAUCUCCAGGCAACAUAAUGGAUUUUAAUGAAAAAUUAAAAGGGGUAUUAUCAGUCCAGUUCUCUGUAUCAAGGUAGUUAAAAUUCCCAAACCUAGAUAUUUCCCUUCUAUUUCCCAUAGUUAUUUAUCCUUUUUACAAUAUCCAGUAAAGAACUGUAAAUUAAAUGACUAAAAUUCUAAGUAAAAGAUUAUGUGACUUAAGAAAAUGAAUAUAGUCAUGAAAAUCAUGUGAUUUCUCCUAGUCUUUUCCUCAAAUUUUGAAGUCCUCUUUUCUACUUGUAAAAUGGAGAUAAUUCUUCAAUGCCUCACAGGAAUACCAUGAAAAUAAUCAGUUAACAUUUUCAGGGAUUCAAACAUAGAAAGUUAUAUAAACGUUAAGUAUUAUUAGCUAUGCAGAAUGGUUAGAGAACCUAAGUCUAUAUUAUUCUUUCAAACGAUAGUAGGCACUUAAUUGAAGAGUAUAGAAAUUUAAAAUGUAAUAUGAAAUUAAUCUUUUCUAAGGUUAUUUAAGCUAAUGGCAUAGUAAUGGCAAACUAAUUUUACAGUGAUUAAGAGAUAAUAUACUCAGGGCUUCUAGUCAGGCUUUUGUUGAGGUAACAUACCUAUCUUUGAUGAGACUGAAGAUAGAAAAAUACAUUGUACAGUAUGUGUCUCUAAGGAGAUUCUCUAUUGUGGUUUGGGUUGAAAACCCGUAGAGUGGAGGCAGCCUACAGACAGCCAAUGUGGGCCCUUUUAAACAAAGACCGAUGAGUUUGUCUUGCACACUGUAGCUUUGAUAGAAGUCUUCUUACUUGGCAGCUGAAUUCUCAUGCAACUGUAUUCCUCAGUACUCCUCAGGCUCCUUGGCAUGGACUCAAUACAAAUGAUUUUGAGAGUCUUUUACUAGCACACACGGUAGGAAUUACUCUUAAGAAAUUAUCAUGUUUAUAAAUAGUAUAUCUUUAUUACAUUGACAUCUCUCUUCCAUGAUGGAACUUGCAGCACACUGGGUUCCCAGGUAGUCUGUCCAGACGCUGACCAGAUUUCAACCUGCUUCUUCAGCACAGGUGUUGCAUUGUAUACCUUCAGGCCAUGUUUAAGGCCUGCCUCCACCAACCUGGCAGGCUGCAGAUGUUGUAGGACUAUAACUUGCAUCUGCUGCAGCCAGCACAUUGUGAGAUUUGUAGUCCAACAACAUAUGGGGAGCACUAGGUUGGUAAAGGGUCUUAUAGCCAGAAACUGGGUCUUGGAUGAAAACCAUUGCUUAUUUUUCUGGUGGUACCCAAUGAUCCUCAAUACCGGCACUUACUUUUUCCUGGAGAUGCUCGGCUGCAUGAGGAGACAUGGCAUGGGCAUUGCCAUUCCAGGGCCCAGCUCCGCUGCCCCCCCCGGAGGCUGUUCUUGGGCCCUAUAACUGCUGCUGCUUCCUGUCAGUAGCUGCGUGGCUGGCCAGAGCGCACGAGUCCCGCUCCCUGUGGAGCGCAAGAGCAGGCAGCACAGUGUGUGAUGUGCUUUCCCUGCCAUGCAGUGCGCUCUGCUGCUGGCCUUGUUCACGAUGGUCGUGGCAGGGUGGGCGCAGGAGCCGCCAGAAAGUCACCGGAGCCAGUGCGGCAAGAGUCCCAGGUAAUAUGAGGACGGGAGGGAGGGAGGGAGGCCAUCUGGCUUUAAGGGACCCUAAGGGUCAUCUAGUCUAAUUCCCUGCAGUGUGGCUGGGGAAGUGGGUGCCAUGGCCAGCGCCAAAACAAGCCCUCCUUGUGGGACCCCUCCAUUGUCUUUGCCAGUUCUGUUUCUGGAAUUCCUCUAACGCCAGCCUCUCUUUCUUUUUCAGACUUACGCUCAGUAUAGCCGCUUUGCAGAAGGCACGAUGAGGCAGUUGUACAUGUGAUCCAAGUUAAAUCGGUGCAAUCAUUUUUCAUGAUGAGUUCCUUAAGUAGUUACUUUAUGCCACCGAGUCAAAAAAGGAAGGCUGAAGAAGAAGCAGAAAUUGUGGAAUCAACUUCUGAUCCUUUCAAACAUCGCAAAACUAACACCGAGGAUACAUGCGGUCAAGAGGAUGGAAGUUCAGGCAAAGAUUGGCCCGAAUGUUGGACACUAUUGCAGAAAAAUGACUUCUGUCAGAGAAAUGAGUGGCUCUUUGUCAACAAUAAAAGGUUGGGCUGCAAAGUGUGCCGAGAUAUCGGAAGUCUUCCUGUCGAAAAGCGGAUGGGAAUGAAAAUUUCAGUAGAGUGGGCAAAUUGUAAAAUUAGUCAUUUUGGAGAGUCUCGCAAACAACAGUUAAUGUCUUUAAGAAAAAAGAUUUUUGAACACAAGGAAAGUGGAGCUCACAAAGCAGCAGAAAGGAUAAAAUCUGAAUCUAAAAAUGAAAAGUUAGAUAAAGUUGUCUUAAACACAACAAAAGUGUUUCGAACCGCUUACAAAGUUGCAAAAAAGAAUCAAGCAUUUAACAACUUUGAAGAUGAAAUAAAUUUACAGGAACUUAAUGGCCUAGACAUGGGAUAUACCUUUCACUCUACAAAUGCCUGCAUUAAUAUUUUAAACCAUAUUGCAGAUGAAAUGAGAAAAACAUUAAUAAGCAACAUAGUGAACUCUAAGAACAAAAUGUCCUUAAUUAUUGAUGAAUCGACAACAGUGAAUAACAGAAUAACUUUGAUUGUUAUUAUUCGCGUAGUUCUUCCCAAACAUUCGGCUCCAGUUAGUCUUUUCCUAGAUUUGAUUGAGUUACAAGAUACAACAGCAAGAGGAAUUUUAAGCUCAUUAAUCAGUCAUCUUGAGUGCCUAGGAAUCUCAGAAGAUUAUUUAAAGGAGUAUUUAUUGUCUGUCACUUGUGAUGGUGCUGCAGUGUUGUUUGGCGCACGUGGUGGUGUAAAAAGGUUAAUAAAAGAAAAAUUUCCGAGUGUUAUCUUCUGGCGUUGUGCUAACCAUCGUCUGGAAUUGUCUGUCAGUGAUACUGUGAACAAAGUGGUUGGAGUUAAUCACUUUAAGAAUUUUAUGGACAAACUCUAUGUGACUUACCACGCUUCACCCGAGAAUGCUAGGGAAUUGGAGGAAUGUGCAGCAACUCUAGAACUUCAGCUUCUGAAAAUUGGAAGGAUUUUAAGCACUCGCUGGGUUGCUUCUAGCUUUUGCACAGUUUUUGCAGUUUGGCAAGAUUAUGAAGCACUGGUUUAUCACUUUCAGGAGGCAAAAGAAGACAGGAGAAGAAGCAAAACAGAUCGCUGUCUUUAUGAGGGUCUUUUAAGGACAAUAACAUCAUGUGAAUUUGUUCUCGAUUUGGGUCUUAUGUGUGACGCUCUCCAAGUUCUCAGUGAACUAAGUUUGGAUUUACAAGAGCGAAAUAUUGAUUUGUUUACAGCAGACAGGAAGAUAAAGAACACAGUUCAACUUUUUGAAGAACGAACUGAAAAUCCUGGUCCAUACUAUAGUGUUGCUCUUCAAAGUCAGAAGACUAUGAAGUUCAAAGGGAGUGAGCUCCACAAAAAUGAAAAACUUACCCCUACAAUAAGUUCAUCUGCUUUCUAUGAAAGUCUGAAAGAAACUGUUAGAAAGUGUAUACUUGAAGGAGAUGAUGCUGAUUUGCCUGAAUGUGCCAAGGUUUUAGAUUCCAAAUAUUGGCCAGAAAAUCCUGGAAAGCAAUUAACCUUUGGUGAAACUGAAAUUAGAAAGCUAGCACAAAAGUUUUGCUUAAAUGAAAAGGAAACAAUUUGUGGCUUUCAUGAAUAUCUUGAAGAAAAUGAAGUCCCAGACAAAUUACUUCCUCUAAUGCAUGCUUUAAGCACAAUUGCAAUAUCUUCGACGGAAUGUGAAAGAGGACUAUCUCAGAUGAAUCUCACAGUAACUUCAUCAAGAUCAUCUCUGGUUAUUCGGACAGUUUCUUCUCUGAUGUUCAUCAGGAUGGUAGGACCUCCUCUUACUCAGUUCAAUCCUACCAAAUAUGUUGAAUCAUGGCUGCUACAAGGACAUCCUAACACAGUUGAUACAAAAAGCAGGAAGCGAUCUAGAGAAGACGAGGGUACAUCGGAGGAUGUAUCAAAAGUGUGGCACUUACUCUAACAACUUCAUGAAAGCCACGUGUUGACAAUGGCAUCUGGCGAUGACAGUGGCAAGAAAGUGACUCCUGUGCUCAGAAUAAGUCAGCUUGAUGCCCUCGAACUGAACAAAGCAUUGGAACAGCUGGUUUGGUCCCAGUUUACUC
Molecule: messenger RNA, 10764 nt
Organism: Zootoca vivipara (common lizard)
Lineage: Eukaryota; Metazoa; Chordata; Lepidosauria; Squamata; Lacertidae
Source: RefSeq, a predicted model, not a curated record